AUGCAACGCAUUACUGAUGAUCUCAUACUCGUCCAGCGUGCUCUUAGUAGCGUUUCUGCUUCAUCUACAACGUCUUUAGAGCGUGUUUUCCGAUGUCUCGAGGGUCUCGUGACGCUCGUUCCGUUAUUUCUCGGCGAGCGCGAACUGGCGACUUUUGUAGCUGCAUUACAAGAGUUUAAUCGCGUUGCACAAGCUCUUGAGUCACACCCAAAGCUUCAAGAGGCUCUUCUGACACUUGGAAACAAUACAAACGAUCUAAUGGAUGCAGCAACUCGAGACGCUGCGACUUGCGCUCAAUUAACAAGAAAACGAGACCAUUUGGCUACAUUAUUGGCGCAAACAGAGCAAGUACUACAGAAUUCUCACUUGAGACGAUCUCAGCAGUAUCAAGACACGAUUCAACACUUUAUGGCAGAGUUUCAAUCGACAUUAAAAGACGAGCACUUGCAGCUUGCAAAGCAACUUCGCUUCGAUAUUGAGACCAUUGAGACGUCCAUGUUGAAGAUGUUACGACCACACUUUGAAAUAUGCAAGACCAUUACGAUUGCUAAUGCUCGAGUGCAGUGGACCGAAUCUACGUUUUCUAAGAUAGAGUGCAAAGACAUCAGCGUCUUUGUGCAAACUGCUGCAAAGCUGGAAACCGGAGACACAACUUUUCACAGUGUGCUUCAGGAUACGACUCAAUUUCUAGCUCAAGUUUCGUUGUUCGAGCAAGCGGCUAGUAAGGAUGCCUUUUUGGUUUGUUCCAGCGCCUUAAAGUUGCAAUUUCGCGAACGGCUUGACCAAGAACUCUUUCUCGCCUACAUGAAGGACUGGAGCGAAAAACACAAGACAUUGCAGCUGACAGAGUCAAGUAAUGAAUUCAAAGCUGCUACUGAUCUUUUGCAGAAUUUAAAAUUAGCCAUUGGACGAGCGCACGAACUUGCUCAGAUCAGCCGAGAAAAAGUAGCACUGGAUAUCCCAGCACGCGAAUCACUGGCUAAAGAGGUGGCGCGUAUUUUCCACGAAGAAGGUGGACACAUAACUCACUUUGACCUGCCUGAGUGCGCGUGA
Peronospora farinosa is the source of this 1053-nucleotide messenger RNA. The record is from the annotation of a GenBank genome assembly. NCBI's taxonomy places the organism in Eukaryota, Oomycota, Peronosporomycetes, Peronosporales, Peronosporaceae.